Molecule: messenger RNA, 2043 nt
Organism: Synchiropus splendidus (mandarinfish)
Lineage: Eukaryota; Metazoa; Chordata; Actinopteri; Syngnathiformes; Callionymidae
Gene: cldn12
Product: claudin 12
Exons: 3
Coding region: 159-1238 (359 amino acids)
Cellular component (GO): plasma membrane
Source: RefSeq, a predicted model, not a curated record
CCACAUACUAGCAACAUCCUGCCUCGCCGCCUGUUUACAGUCAGUCAACGACGCAACUGUGUCAUUUUCACAGCUGGUGUGUGAAGAAGAAUUGGAUAAAAUGUGGAGAACAUCUUCAUAAUCUUGAUUCACCAUCCUAACAAGGAGCCUUAACUACAAUGUCGUGUCGGGACAUUCACGCCACCAACGCCUUUUCCUUCAUCAUUGCCUUGCUGUGUGUGGGAGGCCUCGCUGUAGCAGCAGUGAUUCCACAGUGGCGCGUAACACGGCUGAUCACUUUCAACCGAAAUGCCAAAAAUGUUAGUGUGUAUGAUGGAUUGUGGGCCAAAUGUGUCAAGCAAGACGGAUAUUCCGGGUGUUACUUUUACGAUUCAGAGUGGUACUCCAAGGUUGACCAGCUCGAUCUCAGGCUGCUGCAGUUUUGCCUGCCCAGUGGAAUGAUAUUUGGUACCCUGGCGCUGCUUCUAUCCAUGGCAGGCAUGUGUAAAACUUGCUGCUGCUCUGACAAACCGGAACCAGACAUUAAAACCACCAGGUUUUUAGUAAACAGUGCCGGCUGCCACCUGGUGGCUGGGAUGUUCUUGUUUCUGGGUGGAGCUAUUCCCAUGGCGCCCUCUGUGUGGUUCCUGUACCGCACCAAGGAGUUGAACAUCAGAUACGACAACCUUUUCUCUGACGGCUUUGCAGUGUACGUGUCAAUAGGGUGCUCGGGUGGACUGAUGUUAGCGGCCCUGCUGAUGUUCAUGUGGUACUGUAUGUGUAAGAAACUGCCUUCCCCGUUCUGGUUGCCGUUACCCUCCAUGUCAAACUCGCUCUCCACACAACCUCUUACUGCCAAUGGCUUCCCUCCUUCUCCAGUUUAUGGUCCACAGGCCUUCCCACCACAGACCUAUCCUCCCACCGUGAUUGAUGCCCAGCAGUAUGUGUCUUCACAGGGGCAUGCCCAAAGUGUGGCUGUCGCUGCGCCACAACAGGUCUACAUCUCUCAGAUCUCUGCUCCUGAUGGGUAUGGGUCUGAAGUUGGGGGGACCCAGGCCUAUGGCUAUGCUCCCUCUCAAAGCUACGCACCCUCACAGACCUACACACACUCGCAAAGCUACGCGCCCUCACAGAGCUACGCGCCCUCUCAAAGUUACGCUCCCUCGCAGGGGUAUGCGUCCAGCCAUGUGGGACAUCGCUACUCAACUCGCUCACGAAUGUCUGCCAUAGAAAUUGAUAUCCCAGUUCUGACUCAGUGACAGCCAAGAAGACGUUGUUAAACUCAAACUCCUCACUCUUAUAACACUAUAAUAGCCUUUAUGAUUAAACUUUAAUUCCAUGAUAGGGAACAUGGCAAGUAGUCUAAAUGAAGGAUUUUAUGUUCAGUGUCCAACCUUGAAGUCUGUGCACUGUUAAUUCUUGUAUGUUUCCUGCCAAAAUGACAGCAACACUCUUAACCAGCAAGCCUUUUUUUUAAGUUACUAGUGCGUUUGUAACACUACAAAAUGCUGUUGACAUGCUACAAACCGUGCCAAACCACAGCAAAGUCACAAAAGAAUCUAUGUUUGUCAUUAGUUUUUGAGCAAUCCCUUGCUAACGGGUCGAUUAUUUUAAAUAGAGAAACACUGAGUCAUUGGAGAAUAGAUUAAAUCUGUUUAGUUGCUAAUAUUGUGUCACUGCCUGUGAAGAACCGAUGUUCAUCAUUAAUAAUUCACUUUUUAUGUGAAGACUGUGCCAAUUCAUUUAACCUUUUUUUGAGGUUUGUUAACAAUCAUAACAUUUUUGUUGAUAGUUUUAAUGUUGCAUGUUCGGCACGUUAUAAAGGUUACAAUUUUUGCUGUUGCAUUUGUUAAAUGUGAUAAAGGGAUUGGUGUUUUGUGACUUGUGAUCAGGUUCACCAUAUGGCUGGGAUUAUUCUUAAACUUCUAAUACAGCAGGAUCACGCUGAUGUUAAUGUGAUGCCACUAACAACACUGUUUAACAUGCACUGAUGCUUUUUUUUUUGUUUAAUCUUGUCAUUUAGUUGGCUGUAUCAAAGUCAAUAAAAAUGUUUUUUAUUCUGUU